Messenger RNA from Neoarthrinium moseri, 2208 nucleotides. RefSeq lists its product as uncharacterized. Gene Ontology annotation, molecular function: histone deacetylase activity. Bases 1 to 2208 code for a protein of 735 amino acids. NCBI's taxonomy places the organism in Eukaryota, Fungi, Ascomycota, Sordariomycetes, Amphisphaeriales, Apiosporaceae. Gene Ontology annotation, cellular component: histone deacetylase complex. Gene Ontology annotation, biological process: chromatin organization. The record is from RefSeq and is a predicted model, not a curated record. The transcript is spliced from 4 exons.
AUGGAUGCCGAAAACCUCGAAGGUGAUGAUCACGCCAUGAUCGAUGCACCCAAUGGCUCAAUCGAUCCGCAAGGGAACGGUUCGGAAGAAAAUGGGGAGGAGUACCCCGGUGAAGAAGGACUCAUCAUUGAUGAAUAUGACUCCUCGUACGAGAACGAUGAUUUCAUCAAGUCACUAGCUAACCUGAACAUGUUGCCAACUGGAUGCUGCUACGACGAUCGCAUGAAACUCCAUGCCAAUGCAGACUUUGGGCCUACACCUCAUCAUCCCGAGGACCCCCGCAGAAUCGAAGAAAUCAUGAAGAUCUUCAAGAAAGCAGGCCUUGUCUUCACCGGCAAAGACACCGAGCUUGCUGAAAUCCUCCAGGCAACUCCAACAAAGUACAUGUGGAGGGUACCCGCUCGACCGGCAACACAGGAGGAGAUAUGCUCUGUGCAUACAACAGCCCAUUAUGACUGGGCCGCAGGGCUACCGGACUACGACACCCAUACCUUACGCAACUUGAGUCACGCUAUGGACCAAGGCAGACAAUCGCUGUACAUAGGCGCUAUGUCGUUUGAGGCCGCCCUCCUCGCAGCCGGAGGAGCUAUUGAGACAUGCAAGAACAUUGUUGCCGGUAGAGUCAGGAACGGCUUUGCCGUCAUCAGACCCCCCGGGCAUCACGCAGAAUUUGAUCAGCCAAUGGGCUUCUGUUUCUUCAACAAUGUGCCCAUAGCCGCCAAGGUCUGCCAACUAGAGUACCCGGAGACUUGUCGCAAGGUACUUAUCUUGGACUGGGAUGUUCAUCAUGGCAAUGGUAUCCAGAACAUGUUCUACGAGGACCCUAAUAUCCUCUACAUCUCACUCCACGUGUAUGACAACGGAAAUUUCUACCCUGGAAGACCAGACAAUGAGUAUAUCGAUGACGGCGGUAUAGAUUCGGUGGGCAAUGGACUGGGCAAAGGGAGAAAUGUCAACAUUGGCUGGGAUAACCAGGGCAUGGGAGACGGAGAAUACAUGGCUGCGUUUCAGAAGAUCGUUAUGCCCAUUGCCCAUGAGUUCAACCCCGACCUGGUCAUCAUCUCGGCUGGCUUUGACGCCGCUAACGGCGACGAACUUGGCGGCUGCUUCGUGACGCCCGGUUGCUACGCCCACAUGACACAUAUGCUUAUGUCACUGGCAGGCGGUAAAGUUGCUGUCUGUCUCGAGGGUGGCUACAACCUCAGAGCGAUAUCGCAAUCGGCUUUGGCGGUCGCGAAGACUCUGAUGGGCGAACCGCCUCCACACAUGAAGAUUCCACGAAUCGACAAGGGAGCAGCCAAGGUGUUAGCCAAGGUCCAAGCCGCCCAAGCACCUUAUUGGGAGUGUAUGCGCCCUGGAGUGAUUAAUGUGCAAGACAUGGGCGAUGGCUCUUCGAGGCUCCACGACGUUAUUCGCAAUUACCAGCGCCAGAUCUUGUCUGAGAGAUUCGGACUAGUGCCAUUGUUCAUACAGCGCGAGGCUCUAUUCAAGUCUUUCGAGAACCAGGUCAUUGUCACACCAGGUAUCUCGGAGAAAAAGAAGGUCUUGAUCAUCAUACAUGACCCGCCUGAACUCGUCGCCAUGCCCGACCUGAUCGAUAACACUGUCGAUCCUCACAACGCAUUUGUUUCGGAUGGGGUGAUGAAGUACGUCGAAUGGGCCCACAAGAACGAUUUCGGCAUUAUCGAUGCGAACGUACCACACUAUAUCACACACCCCGAGGAUAUGGAUCCAUUCAUCCCAAGAGCGAGCGAGCAAACAUUGUCAAACCAGAUCAAGGAGCUGAUGAACUACAUUUGGGACAAUUACGUUCAGCUAUAUGACGCCGAUGAUCUAUUUGUCAUGGGCGUUGGUAAUGCUUACCUAGGAGUGAGGCAUCUCCUAACGGAACGACAAUGCAAGGACCGGAUCUCCGGGGUCGUGAACUUUGUUACUGGCAACUUACGACCCUUCAAGUCAGCGACGGACGAAGACCUGUCGCCGUGGUACAAACGCAACUCGCUGGUCUAUGUGGCCAAGGAUCACGCAUGCUGGAGUGACCCCGAGCUGGAGAAGAAGGUCUACAAACGACGUUUUGGCGGCGUCCGCAAGAGCGACCAAGUUGGCCUCAACCGCAUGAUGCAGAGACAUGCUGGUGAGGUAUACGAGUGGAUUGGGGAGCGGCUAUCGCAGAGUGGUAACACAACAGAGGAUGAGAAGAUGAUCUGA